UUUGCUAAACGUGACAACACUGUAUUCACUGAUUAAAGUGAUUAAAUGUGUUUGUUUAGUCUAUGGUGCGCUGAUAAAACAAUUAAAACAAAGAAAAGAAAAAGAUGCACAGGUGCAUAGCACGUGCGAUAGUGGAAAUCUGGUGUAAAUAAGUAAAUGCCUAAACUAAUUUAUUAGUUAUUUGAGAGUGAUUUACGUUCCCGUUUAAAAUUUGAUAUGUACCUGGUUUUCUUUGAUGUUCAGUGACAACAUGGACAAAAAAGUAAUCGUAGUACGACAGGAACCAAUUGUCAUCAAAAAUAUACAAAAUUGGGAUUAUAAUUUCACAGUUAAUGAAUCUUUUCCAGAAAAACAUGUGAGUAUGACAGUAGACGAAUUUAAGCCAGCUACCAAAGUAAUAAAUCGGGACCGUAGUUCAAGCUGUCAACGAACUCUGUUGUCAGGAUCUUCAAGUAGUAAUGGAAAUCCAGCUACAGCAGUUAUAAAAGGCUUUAUAAGACCGCCAUCAACUAAUAAUCCAAAAGAUCAACAUAAAUCAACAAGAACAUCUUAUUCUAGCCAAACCCCAGACGCUUCGUUGAAGUCAAACCCGUCAAAUCAACCGCUUAAUUUAGUCGUCAAAGGUGGUAAAGAACAGUGUAAUUUUGAGAAGGAACAAGUAGCUAGAACUCAUGUUGCAAAACCGUUGCCGGUUUCUUUUCAACAAUUGGUUGAACCUCAAAGAAAUAUUACACGAGUUCCAUGUUUAGACGCAUCGAAGAAAAUGUGUUCAGUAGAAAGUUAUUUGGAGCAAGAUACCUUAGAAAAAGGAAUAGAGGUUUUAUCUUCCUUGGAUGAUUUUUCACUGAAAACAUUGAUUGUUAAAGUAAUGGACGUCCUUAACACGAUGUACGGAGAUUAUCUCAAUGAACAAUUAGAAAAAUACCUUGGGCCAGACAUAUAUCAAGAAAUUGCAAAAGAGGGCAUACUACCAUUUUGUGAAUUUUUAGCUCAGCGGCACCAACAAAUAUUUAAUAUGGCUAAUCCCAACGUAAUUGCUACCGACUCUGUUCCAAACGAGGCACCUCUGAUACCUAAGGAAGGAUUAGUCGUUGAUGCUAAACAAAAUAGUGAAAAGCCGCUCGAUGUUGGUAUGUCUCAUAAGAAAAUUAUUGAAGAAGAAAUUGAACAAGAAAAAAAUGAUUUAGUUACUAAAAAUACUAUGAGCAAGAUAUAUACUAGAAAAUACAAAUCGAAAUCAGUAGAAAGAGUUAAUAGUCCGUUUAAUAUCCGUACAGCGGAAGAAAGUAGUAAUAAUCAAUCUGAUAUUAAACAAGUAGCGAAUAAAAUUGUUCAUGCUACGAAUAAUUUAUGUAUUAAAAAAAAUCAAAUUCAAAAACAUAUCCAACCAGAUUGUUCAGACAUAAAUGUAAAUAUUCCAGCUAAAGAGAAAAUCUAUACUAGUUUACCACAUGAAUUUAAUAAAGCAUAUGCCGAUGAAGAAUUACGUAGCCCUCCUAAAGUAUCUAUUAUUUCAGACAUUAAUAUCAAUGACAAAAAUAAAGAUAUUUUAGAUCCAAAAAAAUAUAAUUUUUAUGAUCAAAACUUAGAGAAAUUAAAAAAACCCGAUAGUACAAAUAAUAUGGCAUUGCAGAAAUAUCAUGAUAAUAUAAAUGAUGUAAUCGGACCUAUCAUUAAUGUGACCGAAGGUAAUCAGAUAAAAGAUUGGGCCAAAAAUUUAAAUACACAAAAUAAUGGCAAUAGAACAGAGGAAGACAACAAAAAUGUGACCAAAACAGUAGAUAAUAUUAUGAAUAAACAAGACAGUAUAACAUACAACCAAAUGCCAAAUAGUAAUAAUGUAAUAGAAGAGUUUACAUUAUUCCUAAAGGAAUUUGAUGAAAAUUGUUUAAAUUUAAAUGGGCACGAUCGGCUGCCUAAAGAAGUAAGAACUAGCAAAAAUCUCGAGCAGACUGGACCAAAAACUUUACCAAUUUUAGAAGAAAUAAGUAGUAAUAUUAAACAAAUUAAUGUAUCAAAAGUAGUAUUAUCCAAUACUGAGCAAGUUUCCAUAAACCAGUUGAUAUCUGAUGGAAAACCCAAUGUCUCAAGCACAAAUUUUUGUACUAUUGUUAACCGUAAAAAUGUACAACAUUUAGGUAAUCCAAAACCCGAAUUGAGACAACGGAAGAAUAGGAAAAGAUCUUUUUGCUUUAGCCAAGCAUUACUGAAGAAACAGAUUUGGUCGACCCUAAAGAAUAUAUCAAGUUGCUUCAAUAACAUCCAAAAAAAUAAUAUAAAGUUGAGGAAAUAUAUUCAACGAAUACAUUUAAAUUUAUAUUUGGACACAAUAGACAAAUUCUCUAUACAGGAAUAUAUUAUAAAACUCGAAAGACUGAAUAAUAUUGCAAAACGCAAAUCAGUAUUUCAAAAAAUGCUUAUGACCAAAGUAUGCUGCAAUAACACUAACAAGUUUAGUUUAAGGACAAACCAAAGUAUCUUUAAUAAGCCUGCAAAAGAUAUAACAAACAAAGAAUUUGAUGGUCUUAAAAAUCAUUUAAACGGAUCCGAUUUAGAAAUUGAAUAUAAUAAUAAUAAUGGUAUGACAUAUCUUCGAAGACCACAGAACGAAAAUGUAUCCCAGGCUUUUAAACAACAAAACAAAUAUCUUCAGAACGUUGAUCUAUCAGAACAUUUUUAUAAAUCAAGAGAAACACAGACAUUGACACUUUCUAGAGAAGGAAACAAUUUAAGCAAAGAUAACGUAGUUGAUAAAGGGCUGAGUAUGAAUCAGAAUAUAAAAGUUUCAAGAUGUAUUCUAAAAAAUAAAGAAUUUGAGAUGAAUCAAAUUGUAGAAGAAUACAAUUCCAAAUCUCCAAAAUACAUAUUAAGAUCAAUGAUAUCUACAGAGAAUAUAAAUAGUGCUAUAAAAGAUAAGUUAGUAGAUAACUUGGCGAGUAAGCUUGUGGAUCACCGUCAUUUUGAAGAAUUUUAUAGUCAACAGCUAUUACUCCCAGAAAACCAACAUUUCCUACAACAAUGUGUUUCUGAAGACCAAAUGCAAGGUUACAGACAGAUGGACGCUAAAAUGGAUAAGAGACCUAUAGAAGUUUCAGCUUCACCUGAAAAUACUGACAAAGAAAAUACUAGAACCAAAUACAAUACAAGAAACUCACGAGGAGGUCAACAGCUAUUACUCCCAGAAAGCCAUAUCCUACAACGUGUUUCAGAAGGCAAAAUGGAAUGUAACAAACAGAUGAACGCUAAAAUAGAAAAGACACCUAUUCUAUUUCAACUUUUAUCUAUUUCAACUUCACCUGAAAAUACAGACAAAGAUAAUACUAGAACCAAAUACAAUACUAGACACUCACAAAGAGGUGAACAGCUACUACUGCCGGAAAGCCAACAACCAUGUGUUUCUGAAGACAAAAUGGAAUGUUACAAACAGAUGGACGCAAAAAUAGAAAGGAGACCUAUAAAGGUUUUAGCUUCACCUGAAAAUACAGAUAAAGAAAAUACUAGAACCAGAUACAAUACUAGAAACUCACAACGAGAACCAAACCAUGCAGAUUCUCUUGAAAUUGCAAGUCUACCUACUGAUAGAAAGAAUGGUCCUCCAAAAAAUCAACAAAAGAGAAGAAAACAUUGUGAUGGUAGUUAUUCAGCAGACAAAAUGAAAUGUAACAAACAAAUGGACACUAAAAUAGAAAAUAUACCUAUAGAGGGUUCAACUUCACCUGAAAAUACAGAUAAAGAAAAUACUAGAACCAAAUACAAUACUAGAAAUUCACAACGAGGUUCCCUUGAAAUUGUAAGAAAAGAUGGUACUCAAAAAAAUCUACAGAAGAGGAGAAAACAUUGUAAUAAUAUUUCAGAUAUGGCCAAUAAAUCUUACAACAUUAAAAAGAAACUGAAAGUGAAAGUCCCAUUCCAUAUAGACAGAAAUCGUUUGAUGUCUUUGAGAAGUUUUACAAAAAGUAAGUUGUUAUGAGUAUUUAUUUAUGAUAUUGCUGAACCAUGUACCUUCGAAAAGACACUUUACCAGUACUAAUUUUUUUGAAUAUUUUUUAUAUUUUUUCUUAGUCCUCUUCAACAAUCUGUUUUUGUUGUUGACACGUUUCAUUUAACUUUAUCCAAGCUGUCUUUUUGUUAAUUGGAUUCAUUAACAAACUGUUUCUAACCAUAAUUGUAUUCUCUAUCUGUUUAUCUGAAUAUGUUCAAGUAGCCUUAUCAUAUUUAAC
Molecule: messenger RNA, 4220 nt
Organism: Sitophilus oryzae (rice weevil)
Lineage: Eukaryota; Metazoa; Arthropoda; Insecta; Coleoptera; Curculionidae
Exons: 18
Coding region: 236-3970 (1244 amino acids)
Source: RefSeq, a predicted model, not a curated record